AUGGGAAGGCCAUUUAGGGCUGUUCAUGUCAAGGGUGACCUGUUGGAUGAAGGAAGAACAUGUGUCUUGACUGUUGUACUAUGUGAAGUGAGAAAUAUCUAUUACAAUUGCUUAGAUGCAUGUGCCAUAGUUUCUAUUCGUUCGACCUUUACUGUUCCGGAGCUUCUUUUUGAUCAUGUGGAGGCUGUAAAACUCCAAGGUACUCUGCAGGAGAUUCUUAAGAAGACUUCUAGGGCAGCUGGAGGCUCUUCACGAGGAGUACAAAGAGUGAGAGAGUUAAAGGUGGACAAGAGCAAAUCUAUUCACAAGGUCCUAUCUGUCUCGACGAGUUAUGCUGCUGGAGGAGUGGAUGAGAUUCGGAAGGAUAAUUCCGAGGAUAGAGAACUUCCAGCGAAGACAUUCAUGGAAGUGGAAAGCAGUAGCCUGAGAACCCACAGAUCUGAUGCGGGCACUGUUUUGGGGACUGUAAAGGUUUCUUAUGAGAUCCUUGCUACGAGCUUCACUUAUAGUAUGCGUCUUGUCGACGCUGCUGCUCCCCUCCUCCCCCCUCUUUGUCCUCUCUCUGAAUGGCGUGGAGCGUGUAGGCGAUGGCUCACGGCCCAACGGCGACACUGCAAUGAACAGCGGUGGCUAAGGCGGUGGGUCAAGAGUAAACACAAAAAUGGAAAGCAAGAAUUGACGGCAUCUGUGCAAGAGCUUGCUGCCAGAGCUGCUAAUCUCACCAAGGCUGAAGCUGCAAAAAAUAUUGCCCCACCAGAUUCAGCUUAG
Fraxinus pennsylvanica is the source of this 768-nucleotide messenger RNA. NCBI's taxonomy places the organism in Eukaryota, Viridiplantae, Streptophyta, Magnoliopsida, Lamiales, Oleaceae. The record is from the annotation of a GenBank genome assembly.